Molecule: messenger RNA, 2194 nt
Organism: Polistes dominula (European paper wasp)
Lineage: Eukaryota; Metazoa; Arthropoda; Insecta; Hymenoptera; Vespidae
Gene: FucTC
Product: alpha-(1,3)-fucosyltransferase C
Cellular component (GO): membrane
Molecular function (GO): fucosyltransferase activity
Source: RefSeq, a predicted model, not a curated record
UCAUAAAAGAAGGAAAAAAAAAACCAAAAAAAUUUAGUUACGUGAAAAGAAGAAAAUUCGAAAAAAAAAUUCAAUCGCAAUGUCAUGGCGUUGUGGGAAAAUUAGCCUAAUCAUACUUAUCAUUUCGAUCAGUUGUCUCUACCUUCUUGCAUUUUACUUCGACUUGAGUAUAAAAAAUGUUCUUAACUUCAAGGUCAAUCAUAGAUCUUUUCCACACCGAUUUAACAGUAACAGGAAGUUUAAAAAGAUCCUAUUUUGGAAUGGAAUGUUUAAUCAUAAAGAUUUUUAUUUCGGCGAUGGUGAUAUUUUCAAAUCUUGUCAAGUGAAUGAUUGUUACGCAACUUAUGACAGAUCUUAUUUUGAUGACGAUACAUAUGAUGCUAUACUUUUCCAUGGUAUCGAAUUAGAUAGGCAAGAUUUGCCUAAUAAAAGAGAUUAUAAGCAACAUUAUAUUUUUGUUAAUUUGGAAAGUCCAGAAAAUAGACCAAUCAAAGAUAAAUAUUUUGAUACAUAUUUUAAUAAUACGAUGACUUAUCGAUUGGAUAGUGAUAUUCUAUGGCCUUAUGGGAUUGUUAGCGACAGGAAAACUAAUAAGAUUGUUGCACCUUCUAAUCAUGUCUUCUGGGAUAUUCCUGAUAAUGAUGUUAACAGGGAUGCAUUAUCUACCACGACACAGUUAAAAGAUGUUACAACAAUUGCAAAUAAAAAUAAAGAAAUAGCUUGGUUGGUGAGCAAUUGUAAAGCUAAAAGUGGGCGUUUGGAAUACGUUGAAGAAUUAUCAAAGUAUAUAAACGUCGAUAUUUAUGGAUAUUGUGGUGAUGAUAAAACAUGUCCAUUAUCUCGUGAUUGUUUCCACGACAUAUUCGAACCGCAAUAUUUCUUUUAUCUCUCCUUCGAAAAUUCAUUGUGUCAGGAUUACGUCACGGAGAAGCUUUAUAAAGCAUUGAGAUACAAUAUAGUGCCUAUCGUUUACGGAGGAGCAAAUUACACUAGAUUCGCUCCACCAAAUUCAUACAUUAAUGCAUUAGAUUACGAUAGUCCAGAAAAAUUAGCCAAAUAUUUAAAAAGACUUAUAAAUAAUCCAAACGAAUAUCAACAAUAUUUCCGAUGGAAGAUACGUUAUCGUAUAGAAGAUGCAACUCCCAAAACUGCUUGCAAUCUUUGCAAAUUUCUUCAUACCAAAAACAAAACUAAUACGUACGUACAAUUAUCAAAUUGGUAUAGUUUUAACAAAUGUCCAUUACAAAGAUUAUUAAAUAACAAAAACUACGUCACAAAAGUGCUCUAUAAAAGAAAGAAAAAAUCUUUAUAUAAAACGUGAUCUCCCUCAUUAUCAUGACAGAAAUAAGUCUAAAUUCUAAGACAAAUUAAUGAAUAAUUAUUAUAAAUAUUAUUAUUGUUAUAAUAAAUUCUUAUAAUUUCUUUACUAUAUUAAUUCAUAUAAGAUGAUUAUGAAAUGUGCAGUAUUUUUUGAUCUCAUCGUUUCUAUUGUUCUAUAAAAUAAUAUCUAGCCCUUUACAAAUUUUGUCUUAAUUAUUUCUUCUUUUUUCUUUCCCCCCUCUCCUCUUUCUAUAUUUUUAACGAUCGACAAAGAUACAUUUAUUCGUGUAAACAGUGAUGGAUAAACGGUUUGAUGGAAGGUUUGCAGGACAGAAUGUGUACACCCAUAGGUACCCUAGUACAUACACUCGUUUUAUCAAGCUACUAAAUCCUACUAUAGUCAUCCUGUUUGCACGAAUUAAACCGUUAUCGAAUCUGCAGGGACAGAAAGAGAGAUAGAAAGAGAGGAACGGAGAGUGUGAGAGAGAGAGAGUGAGAGAGAGAGAGAGAGAGUGAGAGAGAGAGAAUUCGGAAUGCAAAUGCAGAUGAGGACAAACAUUACGAUCGAACACGUAUUAAUCCCUAUGCGUUUUCUCGUUGAAUGUUACACGGAGACUUCGGCACCUUGCUCAAUGAGAGUGAGAGAGAGAAAGAGAGAGAGAGAGAAUUCGUUCCAAUAAGAUAAGCGAUCGAGUUACGACGAAGAAGCGUUUAAAACGUUUUAACGUGACGCGUUAUCUUGCCGAAUAUGCCUCCCAUUUCUGUUCGAUGUUGCUCCUAAUCAUAAAUUUAACUUAAUUGUUUAAGUUACUUAACUUAAUUGAACUUAUUAUGAUAUUCACCUCCUCUCCCCCUUAUGUUAAAUUUCUUUUAA